Molecule: messenger RNA, 2175 nt
Organism: Photinus pyralis (common eastern firefly)
Lineage: Eukaryota; Metazoa; Arthropoda; Insecta; Coleoptera; Lampyridae
Product: UDP-glucuronosyltransferase 2A3-like
Exons: 3
Coding region: 601-2142 (513 amino acids)
Molecular function (GO): UDP-glycosyltransferase activity
Source: RefSeq, a predicted model, not a curated record
ACAAAUCUCAAAUGCAACGUUGUCAAACCUUGCAAAAGCUUGCGAGGUCAGCUUCUAAACGUAUAUACCUCGGUAUAUACAUAUAGCAUUGAAUUUAUAACUAAUAGCAUAUCGGUGUUAAGUUUGUUAACAGUUUAUUUGAAAUGAUAUACCAUAUACCUACCUACACCUACACGUAUCACUUUGUGAAUGAACAUUGUUAUUUAUCUGGUUUUAAUAAACGUUGUGUGAGAGUUACCCAUGUGCGCAGAUAUACGUUCUUUACAUACGUAUAUCUGUGAGUUAAUCUGUGCCCAUGUGCGUUGAAUAUAAAAAUCUUAAAAUAUUCAAAGUCCAUGUGUUAGUAUUAGCCCACAAUAACGAAUUGAAUAAUGUACUCGUAUCUAUAAAUACACCUCCAUCAUCUGUAACAGUCUGUCUGUAUGAUUAGAUAUUAUCAACUCCAAUCAUAAGUUAUUUGCAUCACUGUAAUUGUUGCUAUUUAUAUCUAACCACUCGGUUUUGAAAUACAAUAUAGAAUGCCCUUAUCUGAUAACUUACUAAAUAGUUUGAGUAAUCUUUCACAAUUUGAUAAAUCGCGUUAAGUAUUUCAGUUCAGCAAUGAAAGUCACACUUCACUUACUAAUCCUAAUAACAUUGAUUACUUUUGCACAGUGCGCAAAAAUUCUUGGAAUUUUUCAUGGAUUCUCCAGUAGUCAUCAACAGCUCGGAAACAAGAUUUUACUUGAACUGGCGAGGAGAGGUCACCAAGUUACCGCAAUUGUGCAAAGAAAAUUUGCCCCAAACACGGCAAAUAAAAAUUACCAACCUAUAAUCAUUGAUUACGAUUCUUAUUUGAAGAACCAAUCGAUCAAUUUGUAUAAAAGUGCAGAAAAGGGACUCUUAGAUAAAAUAUGGAGCACAUCUGGGGGUGGACUAGGUUUGACAGAACUGUUUUUCAAUCAAAGUAGUGUCCAAAAUUUGCUCAAGUCGAAUCAAGAAUUUGAUAUGGUUAUCCUAGAGCAAUUCCUAAAUGAUGCAUUCAAAGGCUUCUGCAACUUUUACAAAGCGCAUUGCGUUGCGGUGAGUGUCGUUGGAUUAUCGAGAUCUACAAAUCUACAAAUGGGCAAUCCACUUAACCCUUCUUACGUACCUGAAGUACUUUCAAGUUAUUCGAGCGAAAUGAGCUUUUUCCAACGGCUUGUUAACACCUUCUCUGUCGUUUUCGGAGUUAUCAACUUCUAUUGGUCGAUUUUGCCGAAGCAUAAUGAAAUUUUGCAAAAGAACUUUCCAGGGUCGCCGCCCAUAACCGAAUUAUACUACAAAACAUCAUUAUUGCUCCUAAAUUCGCACGCGAGCAUCUGCUCACCAGUACCCCUUGUACCAAACAUGAUCGAGAUUGGAGGUUUCCAUCUUAAUUCACCACAGGAGUUACCCAGAGACUUGCAGAAUUACUUAGACGAAGCCGAGGAUGGCGUCAUUUACUUCAGCAUGGGGUCCAAUUUGCGUGGCAACGAUAUGGAUGAAAGCAAACGUAACGCUAUCGUGAAGGUAUUUUCCCAACUAAAACAGAGAGUGUUGUGGAAAUGGGAAAAUGACACGAUACCUGGGCAACCUGAUAAUGUUAAACUUGGCAAAUGGUUGCCUCAACAAGAUAUUUUAGGGCACCCUAACAUUAAACUUUUUGUAACACACGGCGGUCUGUUGAGUAUUAUUGAAACUAUUUAUCAUGGCGUACCAAUCGUUGGCAUUCCUAUUUUUGGAGACCAGGAGAUGAAUAUGGCAGUUGUUGAAGCAGAUGGGUACGGAAAACUCUUGCGAUUUAGUGCUUUAACCGAAGAAACUUUUCGAAAGGCACUCACCGAGGUUUUAAACAACGACAAGUACAAGGAGAACGCAAUUCGGAGAUCGAGAAUUAUGCACGACCAACCCAUGAAGCCAUUGGACAGAGCGAUGUUUUGGAUCGAGUAUGUUUUACGGCACGAGGGCGCACCGCAUUUACGUACGGGUGCUUUGAAUUUGAACUGGUUCCAAGUACUUUGCUUAGAUGUGCUCACUGUCAUAAUUUUAAUUGUCAUUGCAUUCAUAUUCAGUGCAUAUUGUAUCAUUACCGUUGUAUCGAGAGGAUAUCUUAAAAAGCAAAUCAAAAUCAAAAAGAGAUAAGAAGUCGAUAAAUAAAUUUAUACUCCUCAUGAA